AUGCCUUCUAGAUAUUCCUCUUCUGGUGUCCUGUUAGCGAUGUCUGGACAACCUGAUUUUGUUUUCUGUUCUCCUAUCUCGCAGACUCUCAAACAGCGACCGCGAAACAGCGACUGCAAAACGGCAGCUUUUAAUCAGAGACUGUCAAACAACGACCGCGAAACAGCGACUGCAAAACGGCAGAUUUUAAUCAGACUGUCAAACAACGACCGCGAAACAGCGACUGCAAAACAGCAGCUUUUAAUCAGAGAUCAGACUGUCAAACAGCGACCGCGAAACAGCGACUGCAAAACGGCAGCUUUUAAUCAGACUGUCAAACAGCAACCGCGAAACAGCGACUGCAAAACGGCAGAUUUUAAUCAGACUUGUCAAACAACGACCGCGAAACAGCGACUGCAAAACGAGACUGUCAAACAGCAACCGCGAAACAGCGACCGCAAAACGGCGAAUUUUAAUCAGAGUCUCUCAAACAGCAACCGCGAAAAAAGCGACUGCAAAACGGCAGAUUUUAAUCAGAGACUGUCAAACAGCAACCGCGAAACAGCGACUGCAAAACGGCAGAUUUUAAUCGAGACUGUCAAACAACGACCGCGAACAGCGACUAGACUCUCAAACAGCGACCGCGAAACAGCGACUGCAAAACGGCAGCUUUUAAUCAGAGAGACUCUCAAACAGCAACCGCGAAACAGCGACUGCAAAACGGCAGCUUUUAAUCAGAGACUCAAACAGCGACCGCGAAAAACAGCGACUGCAAAAAAAUCAGAGACUCUCAAACAGCGACCGCGGAAAAUCAGAGAUCAGACUACUGUCAAACAGCAACCGCGAAACAGCGACUGCAAAACGGCAGAUUUUAAUCAGAAAAUCAAACAGCGACCGCAAACAGCGACUGCAAAACGGCAAAACAAUUUUAACAGAGACAUCAAACAGCAACCGCGAAACUGCAAAACGGCAGAUUUUAAUCGGAAGACUGUCAAACAACGACCGCGAAACAGCGACUGCAAAACAGUAGCUUUAAUCAGAGACUGUCAAACAGCGACCGCGAAACAGCGACUGCAAAACGGCAUUUUAAUCAGAGACUGUCAAACAGCAACCGCGAAACAGCGACCGCAAACGACAGAUUUUAAGCAGAUCAACAAUCAGAGCGACUCAAACAGCGACCGCAGAAACAGCGACGCGAAAGCGCAAAACGGCAGCUUUUUAAUCAGAGACUCUCAAACAGCAACCGCGAAACAGCGACUGCAAAACGGCAGCUUUUUAAUCAGAGACUAUCAAACAGCAACCGCGAAACAGCGACUGCAAAACGGCAGCUUUUUAAUCAGAGACUGUCAAACAGCAACCGCGAAACAGCGACUGCAAAACGGCAGCUUUAAUCAGACUGUCAAACAGCGACCGCGAAACAGCGACUGCAAAACGGCAGAUUUAAUAAUCACCGCGAAACAGCGACUGGCAAAUCAGAGACCGUCAAACAGCGACCGCGAAACAGCGACUGCAAAACGGCAGCUUUUUAAUCAGAGACUCAUCAAACAGCGACCGCGAAACAGCGACUGCAAAACGGCAGAUUUUAAUCAGAGAUCAAACUCAAACAGCGACCGCGAAACAGCGACUGCAAAACGGCAGCUUUUAAUCAGAGACUAUCAAAACAGAAACAGCGACUGCAAAACGGCAGCUUUUAACGAGCUCAAACAGCAACCGCGAAAAAGCGACUGCAAAACGGCAGAUUUAACAGACGUCAAACAACGACCGCGAAACAAGACUGUCAAACAGCAACCGCGAAACAGCGACUGCAAAACGGCAGAUUUUAAUCAGAGACUGUCAAACAGCGACCGCGAAACAGCGACUGCAAAACGGCAGAUUUUAAUCAGAGACUGUCAAACAGCGAAACAGCGACCGCAGAUUUUAAACAGCGACUGCAAAACGGCAGCUUUUAAUCAAGAAACAACGACUGCAAAACGGCAGCUUUUUAAUCAGAGAGACUCAAACAGCAACCGCGAAACAGCGACUGCAAAACGGCAGAUUUUAAUCAGAGUCAAACAACGACCGCGAAACAGCGACCGCAAAAACGGCAGAUUUUUAACUAGACUGUCAAACAACGACCGCGAAACAGCGACCGCAAAACGGCAGCUUUUUAAUCAGAGACUCUCAAACAGCAACCGCGAAACAGCGACUGCAAAACGGCAGCUUUUAAUCAGAGAUCGUCAAACAGCAACCGCGAAACAGCGACUGCAAACGGCAGCAGAUUUUAAUCAGACUGUCAAACAACGACCGCGAAACAGCGACUGCAAAACGGCAGAUUUUAAUCAGACUGUCAAACAGCGACCGCGAAACAGCGACUGCAAAACGGCAGCAUUUAAUUUCAAUCAACGACCAGACUCAAACAACCGCGAAACAGCGACUGCAAAAACGGCAGAUUUUAAUCAGAGACUGUCAAACAGCGACCGCGAAACAGCAAAACGGCUUUUUAAUCAGAGACUGUCAAACAGCAACCGCGAAACAGCGACUGCAAAACGGCAGAUUUUAAUCAGAGACUGUCAAACAGCAACCGCGAAACAGCGACCGCAAAACGGCAGCUUUUUAAUCGAGACGGUCAAACAGCAACCGCGAAACAGCGACUGCAAAACGGCAGAUUUUAAUCAGAGACUGUCAAACAGCGACCGCGAAACAGCGACUGCAAAACGGCAGAUUUUAUCAGAGACUGUCGAGACGGCGAAACAGCGACUGAAAACAGUAGCUUUAAUCAGAGACCGUCAAACAGCAACCGCGAAACAGCGACUGCAAAACGGCAAGACAGCGACCGCAAAACAGCGACUGCAAAACGGUAGCACAAUCAGAGUCUCAAACAGCAACCGCGAAACAGCGACUGCAAAACGGCAGCUUUUAAUCAGACUGUCAAACAGCAACCGCGAAACAGCGACUGCAAAACGGCAGCUUUUAAUCAGAGACUGUCAAACAGCAACCGCGCAAAACAGCGACUGCAAAACAGCGCAGAUUUUAAUCGAGACUGUCAAACAGCGACCGCGAAACAGCGACUGCAAAACGGCAGAUUUUAAUCAGAGACUGUCAAACAGCGACCGCGAAACAGCGACUGCAAAACGGCAGCUUUUUAAUCAGAGACUCUCAAACAGCGACCGCGAAACAGCGAUCUCAAACAACCGCGAAACAGCGAGACUCCAAAAAACGGCAGCUUUUAAUCAGAGACUCUCAAGCAGCGACCGCGAAACAGCGACUGCAAAACGGCAGAUUUUAAUCAGACUGUCAAACAGCGACCGCGAAGCAGCGACUGCAAAACGGCAGAUUUUAAUCAGAGACUCUUUUAAUCAGAGACUCUCAAACAGCGACCGCGAAACAGCGACUGAAAACGGCAGCUUUAAUCAGAGACUAUCAAACAACGACCGCGAAACAGCGACCGCAAAACGGCAGAUUUUAAUCAGAGACUCUCAAACAGCGACAAAACGGCAGAUUUUAAUCAGAGACUCACAAACAGCGACCGCGAAAAACUGCAAAACGGCAGCUUUUAAUCAGAGACUCUCAAACAGCAACCGCGAAACAGCGACUGCAAAACGGCAGCUUUUUAAUCAGACUGUCAAACAACGACCGCGAAACAGCGACUGCAAAACGGCAGCUUUUAAUCAGAGACUGUCAAACAGCAACCGCGAAACAGCGACUGCAAAACGGCAGAUUUUAAUCAGAGACUCUCAAACAGCGACCAUGAAAACAGCGACUGCAAAACGGCAGCUUUUAAUCAGAGUCUCAAACAGCAACCGCAAAAAGCGACUGCAAAACGGCAGAUUUAAUCAGAGACUGUCAAACAGCAACCGCGAAACAGCGACUGCAAAACGGCAGAUUUUAAUCAGAGACUGUCAAACAUCGACCGCGAAACAGCGACUGCAAACGGCAUUUUUUAAUCAGAGAUCGUCAAACAGCGACCGCGAAACAGCGACUGCAAAACGGCAGCUUUUAAUCAGAGACUCUCAAACAGCGACCGCGAAACAGCGACCGCAAACGGCAGAUUUAAUCAGAGACUACUGUCAAACAGCGACCGCGAAACACAGCGACUGCAAAACGGCAGCUUUAAUCAGAGACUGUCAAACAGCGACCGCGAAACAGCGACUGCAAAACGGCAGCUUUUUAAUCAGAGACUCUCAAACAGCGACGGCGAAACAGCGACCGCGAAAAACGGCAGCUUUUAAUCAGAGACUCUCAAACAGCGACCGCGAAACAGCGACUGCAAAACGGCAGCUUUUAAUCAGAGACUAUCAAACAGCAACCGCGAAACAGCGACUGCAAAACGGCAGAUUUUAA
Acanthosepion pharaonis is the source of this 4299-nucleotide messenger RNA. Lineage: Eukaryota; Metazoa; Mollusca; Cephalopoda; Sepiida; Sepiidae. The record is from the annotation of a GenBank genome assembly.